CUCAAGACAAAGAAAAUACCAAAGAGAAACACUAAAAAAAAUGUCACAUAUUCUCAAUGAAGUUGCAGCCACAAAAUAUGAAAAAUUUGAAGUCAAGUUCAUUAAGAAAAGUGUUGUAAAAGCACUCAAUCAUUUUCCAAAGCCAUUUUCAGUGAUUAAUCUCUCAAAUCUUGAUCUACUUUCAGGUCGUUUUCCGGUUACGUACUUAUAUUUCUACAAAAAACCAAAACUAGGUAACUUCAAAUCUUUUGUUAACACUCUUAAAACCUCAUUAGCACAAACACUUAAUCAUUACUAUCCCUUUUCUGGCCAAAUUGUUCAAAAUCAUAAAACCAAUGAACCUGAAAUCAUUUGUGACAACAAUGGUUCAUUACUCAUUGAAGCACAAGUAAAUAUUCCACUCAAAAAUUUAGAUUUUUAUAAUCUCAAUGAAACUCUUGAAGAUAAAAUAGUCUCGGUUCAACCGAAUUUCCCUUCACAAAUUCAGGUAACUGAAUUCAUUUGUGGCGGAAUUUCAAUAGCAUUUACAUUUGAUCAUGCAUUAGGUGAUGCAACUUCAUUUGGUAAAUUUAUUUCAUCAUGGUGUGAAAUAUCACAAAAUAAACCGAUAUCAUGCAUACCGAAUCAUACAAGAAAUCUUCGCGCGCGUUCGCCUCCUAAAUACCAACCUAAUUUAGAUCAAAUUUUCAUCAAAUGUACCAUAGAAGAGAUACAAAACAUGAAAAUGAAUAACAAUAUUUCGCUUAAACGUCUCUAUCAUAUCGAUGCAUCGAGUAUUAACAUGCUGCAGAGACUUGCUUCGGUUAAUGGAACCAAAAGAACAAAGAUUGAAGCUUUCUCUGCUUAUGUAUGGAAGAUAAUGAUAAACACAAUUGAUCAAAGUAAGUAUAAAAAAUGCAAGAUGGGUUGGUUAGUAGAUGGAAGAGAAAGAAUGAGUGGAAGCGAAAAAUCAAUGUCGAAUUACAUAGGUAAUGUAUUGUCUUUGGCAUUUGGUUCGGCGAAAAUUCAAGAAUUGAAAGAAGGUUCAUUAUCAAACAUAAGUGAAAUAGUUCAUGAUGCAAUUUCAAAGGUUAGUAAUGAGGAACAUUUUUUGGAUUUGAUUGAUUGGAUUGAGUUUCAUAGGCCAGGUUUGAUGCUUGCAAAGGCGGUAUUAGGACAGGAUGAUGGACCUGUCUUGGUGGUUUCUUCAGGACAAAGGUUUCCUGUUAGUGAAGUUGAUUUAGGAUUUGGGAGUCCUUUGUUAGGGACAGUGUAUACUUCUAUUGAAAGGGUUGGUGUUGGUUAUAUGAAUCAAAGGAAGAGUGGUAAAGGUGAUGGUUCAUGGACUGUUUCUGCUAUCUUGUGGCCUGAAUUGGUUGAUGCUUUGAAGAAUGAUCCAAUUUUUCAGCCUAUGACUGCUUCUCAUCUUCAACUUUAGUAGCGUAUUAUGAAGCACAUACACAGACACCCAGAUAUGACACUUAUAUGUAGACGGUGCAAUUAAUUUGAAAAAAAAAGAAGGAAAGUGAUUGAAUAUAACUACCAUACCAGUGUUGGUGUCGUGUUAGUGUAAGACGCUUAGACCCCGACAUGCCUUUAGUAUGUAGUCUUAGUGAUGCUUUGGCAGUGCAUUGUUAUUUAUCUUUGACUUGUUUGUACAUUAGUUAUGGGAAAUUUGAAUCUUAUAAAAUUGUGUUUAUUUUUAUGAA
Messenger RNA from Trifolium pratense (red clover), 1688 nucleotides. RefSeq names its product coniferyl alcohol acyltransferase. Gene Ontology annotation, molecular function: acyltransferase activity, transferring groups other than amino-acyl groups. The coding region runs from base 41 to 1417 and encodes 458 amino acids. Lineage: Eukaryota; Viridiplantae; Streptophyta; Magnoliopsida; Fabales; Fabaceae. The record is from RefSeq and is a predicted model, not a curated record. The transcript has a single exon.